Artibeus jamaicensis (Jamaican fruit-eating bat) is the source of this 5323-nucleotide messenger RNA. It is a transcript of the gene SNPH, whose product is annotated as syntaphilin. The record is from RefSeq and is a predicted model, not a curated record. Gene Ontology annotation, biological process: neuron differentiation. Bases 635 to 2245 code for a protein of 536 amino acids. Gene Ontology annotation, cellular component: cytoplasmic microtubule; mitochondrion. NCBI's taxonomy places the organism in Eukaryota, Metazoa, Chordata, Mammalia, Chiroptera, Phyllostomidae. The transcript is spliced from 7 exons.
GCAGCCCCAGCCCCUGCGCGCACACAGUUAGCGCUUCCAGCAGGGACUCCGGAGAGCAGUCCGGCCGCCCUGGCGGGGCAGCCGAAGCCAUGGAAGCCUCCGCAGGUUGCUGAUCAGGGCCAGGCAGCUGCAGCAGCGACUGCAGAGGCGCUGCGCCAAGCCGGGGCCGAAGUGGUGCGAGCCGGCCGAGCUGCGGAGGGCGAGUGGACACAGGGCUGUUGAGAGGAGUCCAUGGCGUGAUACGGGAAGCCCGAGCCACAUGCCAACGGGCACUCUGGGAAGGUGACGUCAAGACUAGCCCAGCAUAUCUGGGGUUCCUGGUCCUGCUCCAGGAGUCCUCCGACCUGCUGCCCCCACCGAGGAGGGAGGAUUGACCAGCGCAGGGGUGGGGUCCGAGUGUCAGGGGUCCGGGGGCCUGGCUCGUAGCAUAGAGGACACAGCGCUGCGCCGAUGCCCGUGUGACCUUGGGCACGGCCUUCGGUCUCUGUGGGGCACGGCCACUCAUCUGGAGGACACGGGGUUGGACUGGUGAUUCCUGGCGGCCCCAAGGCUCUGCCAACAAUUUUAAGUCGGGCGGCCAGAGCCAGCUGUGGCCAGAGCCCGGGUGUCCUGCUGAAGGGCGAGAGGAGACGCCAUGCCAGGCAGCGGCCCCAGCGAGAGGAUGACGUGGCCCGGCCCGGCCCUCCCCACGGCACCCCCAACGCGCCCUCUCUCCUCAGCCCCCGGGACUCCACCCAUCCCGCCCCUCACCCGGACCCGCAGCCUCAUGGCCAUGUCCCUGUCGGGCAGUAGACGGGCCUCGGCUGGAUCCCGCAGGCGCACCUCUCCACCCGUGAGCGUGCGGGACGCCUACGGCGCCUCUUCUCUCAGCAGCAGCAGCAACUCGGGCUCCUGCAAGGGCAGUGACAGCAGCCCCACCCCCAGGCGCUCCUUGAAGUACAUGCUGUGCAGCGACAACCAUGGCAUCAAGCCGCCCACCCCCGAGCAGUACCUGACCCCCCUGCAGCAGAAGGAGGUGUGCAUCCGGCACCUGAAGGCCAGGCUGAAGGACACACAGGACCGGCUCCAGGACCGGGACACGGAGAUCGACGACCUGAAGACGCAGCUGUCACGCAUGCAGGAGGACUGGAUCGAGGAGGAGUGCCACCGAGUGGAAGCCCAGCUGGCCUUGAAGGAGGCCCGCAAGGAGAUCAAGCAGCUCAAGCAGGUCAUCGACACUGUCAAGAACAACCUGAUUGACAAGGACAAGGGGCUGCAGAAGUACUUCGUGGACAUCAACAUCCAGAACAAGAAGCUGGAGACGCUGCUGCACAGCAUGGAGGUGGCCCAGAACGGCGCGGCCAAGGAGGACGGCGCCGGGGAGUCGGCCGGCGGCUCCCCCGCCCGCUCCCUCACCCGCAGCUCCACCUACACCAAGCUCAGUGACCCGGCCGUCUGUGGGGACCGGCCCCCUGGGGACCACCCUGGCUCCUACACUGAGGACGGGCCCGACAGUGGCUUCGUGGCAAAUGAUGACACAAUGAGCCGGACAGAUGUGCUGGAGGCCAGCAGCCUGCUGUCGUCGGGGGUGGACUGCGGCCCCGAGGAGGCCUCCCCGAACAGCUCCUUCAGCAUGGCUCCCCGGUUCCCGGCCGGCAGCGCCUACUCGAAGCUGCUCUGCGGCACGGAGGCCGGCGUACAGGCCAGCUGCAUGCAGGAGCGCGCCAUCCAGACAGACCUCGUGCAGUACCAGCCUGACCCAGACGCCAUUCUGGAGAAGGUGGCCAUGGCCCAGGUCUGCGGGGCGGGUCCCCAGUCAGGGGACAGGUGCCUGCAGCUGGAUCCCCACCCCCCAGGGCCCAGAGACCCCAGCUCAGCAGUGGUGGUGACAGUGGGUGAUGAGCUUGAGGUCCCAGAGCCUGUCACUCGUGGGCCGACCCCGCACCAGCCUGACGCCAAUCCCAACCCCCACCUGUCAGUGAGUGUGGCGUGCCCCGUGGAAGAAGAGGAGGAGGCGGCUUCCGCCGAGAAGGAGCCCAAGAGCUACUGGAGCCGUCACUACAUUGUGGAUCUGCUGGCCGUGGUGGUGCCGGCCGUGCCCACGGUGGCCUGGCUCUGCCGCUCCCAGCGGCGCCAGGGCCAGCCCAUUUACAACAUCAGCUCCCUGCUGCGGGGCUGCUGCACCGUGGCCUUGCACUCCAUCCGCAGGAUCAGCUGCCGCUCGCUCGGCCCCAGUACGGCGGGCGGGGGCAGCUCCCAGCUCUGAGGAGGCCGGCCCAGCCAGUGGCUCCGUGGCCUGACCGCUGAUCGUAGGGGUGCCGUCCUCCCUCUCACACAUUCCCGUGGAGCACCAUCUUAUUUAUUUAGUUUUUGUUUUGGAAGUGGUUCUUUCAGGAUGUUAGCAGUGCUGGGAGCUGGGAGUCAGGGCGUUGGUGGAGGUCAUCCCACAGCUUGGACAGGAGAGAAGGGAAGAGAGACCCAGGGCAGGGGGGCACGCCGUGGGACAGAGCGCAGGGGGGGACCAGUGAAGUCCUCAGCCCAGCCCCUUCCACUUGGCCCCUCGCAAGGGCGGCCGCUGCUCAGGAAGCCUCUGGCGUAUUGAUCUGGGGAGGCCGGGCCUCGGCUGCCCCACCUCUCCCCCUGCACGUCCUGCUCAGUCCCCUGAUCACCCCACGCCACCCCUUGCCCUCGGCCCGGCUUCGGGGGCGGUGUUAUUCCUUCGAAGAGGCAGCUGCAACCCAAAGUACAGGCACCUGACCCAGGACUCCAAGCAGGGUCUGGAACUGCCAGUCCUGGGCUGGAGCCCCGCCCUCCUCAGUCUGCCCACCCCCCUCGCGUGGAAAGCCAGUGAUGGGCAAGAGGUGGCAGAGGGCAGUGUGGGCUCGGUGUCUGUCUGUCUGUCUGUCCUGGACCUUCCCCAUGAUCCAUUUUCCCCUUGGCGCUCCCGGGUGUGUGUGACGACUCUUUUCGUGAACGCUAAGCCAGGCAGGCUCUGCCCUGGGCAGGAAGGCUUUCCUCCAGAGCAUUUGCCAGCCAGCGCAGGAGAGGAGGUGGGGUUGGUAGCUCAGGGCUCGUCCUCCCGCCUGGCCUGUAGAGAUGGGACUCUGUGGCCUGGGAGGCAGGGCUGGACUCAUUGGUCCUCAGCUGGUGCAAAAAGCCAGAGGCCACGAUGGCCCCCGGAGCUCACCCUGACUUUCUCUGGGGCCUCAGGCCCAAUUUCUGCUUUGCACUAUACUCACUUUGGGCUUGGUUCCCACGCAUCCCCGGAUCUCCUGCAAGGUGUCUGCUUACUUUCUAGGGUGAGGGUUCCUGAUCUUAGACUUACCUGCCUCAGGGGACAUUUCUGGCAGGAUGAAUGGCGAGAUGGGUCUGGGUCGAAGCAGGUGCCCUGAGACCUGUCCCUGGUUGGGGGCAGGGGGCCUGGCUGGUGGGAGCCCUGCAGCCUCCUACUCCCAGCCAGAGCCCGGUAGGCCUGGGACGGUUCACUGUCCUCCCUCCUUCCCCGGGACACCCCCCCCCGGGCCCCCAGCCAAGCUGCUGACAUUUUACUACCAUUAUUACAGAGCAAACCCAGUUGUUGCUCCCUGCAGGGUUUCCACCCAUCUGGUUGUCCCAUCCACUCUUCAGAGUCAGCCCCACAUUUAGGGGGGUCGGUGGGACCCGGCGUCCUACCCACCGCUCGGGCCUCGGGGCCACUCUGGUUCUCUGCCAAGGUUGCUUGCCCAGCCCUGCUGCUCCAGCAGCCAUUUCCUGACUCGUGGGCUCUGUCCGUCCUUCCUGUGCCCCCCACUCGAGGCAGGGCACCUGCAUGCACCAGGAGUGGGCGGCCACCCAGCCAUCGGGGCAGCAGCCCCUCUGCCACGCGCUUUGUGCCUCCGCAGCUCCCCCUCCUCAGCCGGGGCCUCAGACCAGCCAUCCUCUGUGGAGCGCCCCCGCCCCAGCUGAACGAAGCCCAGCUCCUGGGGCCUGGCCAGGGCUGCCCCUAGGGCACUGGGGUUGUGGUGGAGGGGCAGCGGGCAAACCCACUCCAAAGCCAAGCCAGGACCGGCCGCGGCACCAGCAUCCUGUGCCGUGUGCUCACGGAGCUGAGUAGUGUCUUCUUAGAAGUAGUCAAAGCUUUGCUGACAAAAUAAAUGUAUGACUCUACUUGACAACAUAAAAUCUAUUUUCACCGCCGGCAUUUACUGGAGCUGCACAGGCCCUCUGCUCCCACCCGUGUCUUGCUGUCUGUGGCCUUCCUGUUGUGUCCUGUGUUCUGGUGGAUGUGGUUGGGGCUGGGGCCACAGUCCACGCUGUCCCAGCUGCUGGAGAAGCCACUGGCAAAAGUCUGACCAGGGCUUGGACCCCAGGCCUCCCAGGGAGAUGAGGGGCCAGCUGCCGUCCUGUCAGCCUGCUCCCGCCGGAGACCUGCCUGUCUGGGCCCUCGCCCACCGUACGGAGGGUCCUGUCUUUGGGGGAGGGGGAGUCUGGUGGGGCCUCCGACAGGCUUUUCUCCUUCCUGUUCGUGGAGGAGGCAGCUUACUGGCCAGCCCUGGAGCAGACCCUGGGACCCUGUUGGUCAGCGGCCCUGAGCGCUCCCGUGUGUAUGUGUGUGUGUGUGUGUGUGUGCUCAGUGUCCGCAUCUAUGCAAAAUGUGCAGCUCUAGGCAGUGGAGGGGCGGCGGCCUGUCCCCGACUGUGCAGGGCACAGAGUGUGGGGCUGGAGGGCAAGGCUGGGGCCGGGCUGUGGAGUGCUGGUCCUCCAGACGCCUGCUUAAUACCUCCUCCUGUUGGCCUGUGACCCUCCCCUCCUGCCCUCAGCUCCUGGAGCAGAAAUCUCUGGGGCCUCCACUUCCCCUAUAGCCUUGACCAGAGCUGAUUAGAUCCUAAGGGACAGUGUUUCCAGGAGCCACUUUCUGGAACUGCUGGUCCCUUGGAGCCCAGCAGCCGGAAAUGGCUUCUUAAUCAUGACGUCCAGGCCAGAGCGGCACCGCCGCCGCUUCUCUGGUCCGGGCUCAGGUGGGCGUCAAAGUCGAGGCUGGGACUCUGCACACAGAGCUGGCCUCGAGCGGAGUUCACUAACACCUUAGCUUUUCACUGUACGCCCUUCCCAAUCCCCAGGUGCGCAGGGGGGUCUGACGGCGCCGUGGGGGUGGGUGGGCAAGUGACCAGGUUCUGGGGCAAAGGUCUACUGCGGGGCCUCUGCCCAGUGACCUCACGAUCCCCUCUGUGACCCAGGGGCACAGUGCAAAUGCAUCCCAGGGCACUCUCACAUUCCGCCACCCCCUCGGCAGAAUUCGGGGGAUCGGGAAGGGGGGAGGGACGGAGGGGUAGUCACUUUUGUCUCCUUUGUCCUUCUGUUCACA